AUGCAAUUAUUUAUAUUAGAUGAAGAAGGAAACGAGCAACCGGCCACCUUAUUUGAUUAUGUUACCUAUCACCUUCAUCCCACAUUUGAACGACCACUACGAAAACUCACGGAACCUCCCUUCACCCUAGAUGAGCAAGGUUGGGGUGAGUUUGAGCUAAAGAUAAUAGCAAAGGUCAAAUUUUGCUCGACAACUUACACUUUUCAUCACGAACUAUCCUUCGAUAAUAAUGCGUACAAUGUUGAUUAUGAGGGAAGGUUUCCCUACCAUCAAACCAAACUGCGGGAAGAGUUAUUAAAUUCUGGCAGUGUACCAAUUUACAAUGAAGAUGAAAUAAGUUUGGGUCAAGUUACAAACUUACAAAGGGCUAUUAAUCUUAUAUCGGUAUCUGAUGUUGAUACUAUUCAAAAGGUAAUUAAUACAAUUGUUACAUUUCCUCCGGUAUCUGAAGAAAUUGCUAAGAGACGUCAUCAAGAGGAUGACAUUGUAAUAUUAUUGUCUCAAAUUCCGAACCAGCUGCUCAAUAAAAUUUGCAGGUUGGUGGAGGCUUCCUCAGCUGCAUCUUAA
Messenger RNA from Kluyveromyces lactis, 567 nucleotides. RefSeq lists its product as uncharacterized. The record is from RefSeq and is a predicted model, not a curated record. The transcript has a single exon. NCBI's taxonomy places the organism in Eukaryota, Fungi, Ascomycota, Saccharomycetes, Saccharomycetales, Saccharomycetaceae. Bases 1 to 567 code for a protein of 188 amino acids. Gene Ontology annotation, biological process: regulation of DNA-templated transcription.